This is a messenger RNA of Rhodamnia argentea, 1223 nucleotides long. Its product is annotated as metacaspase-9. Gene Ontology annotation, biological process: proteolysis. Gene Ontology annotation, molecular function: cysteine-type endopeptidase activity. The record is from RefSeq and is a predicted model, not a curated record. Lineage: Eukaryota; Viridiplantae; Streptophyta; Magnoliopsida; Myrtales; Myrtaceae.
UUGGCUGGCGAAAAAUAAGAUCUUAGUCGAGUUUAUUGUAGAAUCUUGCUGACCUUGGAAGCCGAGACAUUCGGUCCGAAGCAACACCAUUUUUGCGACACCUAAUGUAACCUGCACGAGAACGCAACAUCCCGAGUUGAAAGCUUCUAAGCUGAGAAGAUUGAAGAGAGACCAGACACGUUCGUAUGAAGCAGUAGCCAAGAUUGAUCAAACUAGUUGGGUCGAAUAUGGAGAAGGGCAAGAAAAGAUUGGCCGUCCUCGUGGGGUGCAACUACCCGGGCACUCGGUACGAGCUCCGCGGGUGCAUCAACGACGUGCGCGCCAUGCACAAGGCGCUCGUGGAGCAGUUCGGGUUCGAGGAGGGCCACGUCAAGGUCCUGACGGACGGGCCAGGGUCGCCGGUGAUGCCGACCGGCGCCAACAUUAGGGCCACACUCGACCGGAUGGUCGACCUGGCGGAGCCGGGAGAUGUCCUGUUCUUCCAUUACAGCGGACACGGGACCCGGAUCCCGUCCGUCUUUCCGUUCAAGAAGGAUGAAGCAAUUGUGCCUUGCGACUUCAAUCUCAUCACCGAUGUCGAUUUCCGGCACUUGGUGAACCGCCUUCCGAAGGGGGCGACCUUCACGAUCCUCUCCGACUCCUGCCACAGCGGCGGCCUCAUCAACAAGGAGAAAGAGCAAAUCGGCCCGUCGGCCACCACGCCCGCGGCGGCGGCACAUCUCUCCUCCACCCCGAAGCACAUCCCUUUCCAAUCGCUGCUCCAGCACCUCUCGUCCCAGACUCACAUAACCACCUCGGACGUCGGGACCCACCAGCUGGAGUCCUUCGGCACGGAGGCGAGCCUCCGGUUCCGUCUCGCGCCACUCGAGGCGGCGGCGCCCUUCGAUCCGUUGAAGCCCGACGAGGGGAUCCUGCUGAGCGGGUGCGAAGUCAACGAGACCUCCGCGGACAUGGACCCGUCGGUGGAGGGAUGCAAGGCGUACGGAGCGUUCAGCGACGCGGUGCAGACUGUUUUGAAGGAGAAUAAGCGGAAGCUAAGCAACAGGGAGGUGGUGGUGCUGGCGAGGGAGGUGCUGAGAAGGCAAGGGUUCGGGCAGCAUCCAUGUCUGUAUUGCAGCGACGAGAAUGCUGAUGCCAGUUUCUUGGGGCAACACGAAGAAGAUGGUGUGCCUCGUUGAAAAAAGCUGUGCGGUUCGGAAAAAUUAAUCUGAUAUUGUUUUAUU